Messenger RNA from Erinaceus europaeus (western European hedgehog), 1391 nucleotides. RefSeq lists its product as uncharacterized. NCBI's taxonomy places the organism in Eukaryota, Metazoa, Chordata, Mammalia, Eulipotyphla, Erinaceidae. The coding region runs from base 303 to 1346 and encodes 347 amino acids. Gene Ontology annotation, cellular component: nucleosome. The transcript has 5 exons. Gene Ontology annotation, molecular function: DNA binding; structural constituent of chromatin; protein heterodimerization activity. The record is from RefSeq and is a predicted model, not a curated record.
UCUUACUAGUAUAAUGAUCUUAAGUUUAUGUUCAGCUCCUAUAAUUCUCAAGUUAUGAUUUAAGAUACUAUACUAGAACAAUAGAAAACAAUUCCUUGGGUAGUCGACUCAAAGGCAGGACUUAGAAUAUGGAGCAAUUCAUCCAAUCAGAUUUUUACUAAUCACCAAUCAUUUUCUUGCAUUUUUCCGCCAAUGCUUUUAUUGCGCGGGGCUUUUGAAAGCGCUCAAGGCCAAUCAGAUUGUUUCUAUGGCUAUAUAAAGGGACCUUUUGGUACUAGUUAGUGUACAACUUUUUUGUGAUUAUGGCUAGAACCAAGCAAACUGCUCGCAAGUCCACCGGCGGAAAAGCGCCCCGCAAGCAGCUGGCCACCAAGGCAGCCCGCAAAAGCGCUCCGGCCACCGGCGGCGUGAAGAAGCCCCAUCGCUACCGGCCCGGGACCGUGGCCCUGCGCGAGAUCCGCCGCUACCAGAAGUCCACCGAGCUGCUGAUCCGCAAGUUGCCGUUCCAGCGGCUGGUGCGGGAGAUCGCCCAGGACUUCAAGACCGACCUGCGCUUCCAGAGCUCUGCUGUGAUGGCUCUGCAGGAGGCUUGUGAGGCCUACCUGGUGGGGCUGUUUGAGGACACCAACCUGUGUGCCAUCCAUGCUAAGCGUGUGACCAUCAUGCCCAAGGACAUCCAGCUUGCUCGCCGCAUCCGUGGGGAGAGGGCAUGGUAUUAUUCCAUGAGAUGUCAAAUUACAAAGGCUACCUGCCAUGACACCGAACUGACUUUCCGGGCAGAGGAGCUCAUCAGUUGCCUGUCAGUCAUUUACUUGGAGCUGGUGUACUUGGUGACGGCCUUGGUGCCCUCGGACACAGCGUGCUUGGCCAGCUCUCCAGGCAGCAGCAGGCGCACGGCAGUCUGGAUCUCCCUGGAGAAUCCACGUCUGUACGUCAUGGCUCGUACUAAGCAGACUGCUCGUAAGUCCACCGGCGGUAAGGCUCCCCGUAAGCAGCUGGCUACUAAGGCAGCCCGCAAAAGCGCUCCGGCCACCGGCGGCGUGAAGAAGCCCCAUCGCUACCGGCCGGGUACAGUGGCCCUCCGCGAGAUCCGCCGCUACCAGAAGUCCACCGAGCUGCUGAUCCGCAAGCUGCCGUUCCAGCGGCUGGUGCGGGAGAUCGCCCAGGACUUCAAGACCGACCUGCGCUUCCAGAGCUCUGCUGUGAUGGCUCUGCAGGAGGCUUGUGAGGCCUACCUGGUGGGGCUGUUUGAGGACACCAACCUGUGUGCCAUCCAUGCUAAGCGUGUGACCAUCAUGCCCAAGGACAUCCAGCUUGCUCGCCGCAUACGCGGUGAGAGGGCUUAAAUUAUUUUGAGGACUUUUAAACCCAAAGGCUCUUUUAAGAGCCAC